AAUUGAAAUGUUUACAUUUGAACAAUGAAUGAAUCACAGCAGAAGUUAAGCGGGGGGCUCUCCCGUUAAACUAAGCUGACAGCAGGAAAUAAAAGCCAGCAGAAAGCACUUGCUAAAAAGUAGGUGAAUAAAAAAAAAGGAGGAAAGAAGGUCAUCCUGUUACAGCUUGAUGUUGGGCAACACUGGUGCAAGAUUCUGAUGUCCCAACAUGUGAAGAGGGCCAAAUAUCACAUCAUGUCGGAAACUGUUGAUGUGAACAUGGAGCCUCUGAGGUGGCCCAUAGCUCCAGAUGGAUACAUCCCUAACUCUGUGAUCCGGAGCUGGGGGAGGAAGGGAAAGGCUCUUACCAUGAAGGGCUAUUCGGAUGAUAUAUGUUAUAGUGUUCAGCACUGCACAACAUAUGAUCAGGAGGAUGUAAGCACAAGAGUGUUCUGGUUGGCAGACGAUGAGGAGGAAGAGGAAGAGGAAAUAAAGACAGAUUAUGUGAAAAGGAGGGGGAAAGAAAAGGAAGAUAAGGGAAAUGAGAAAGGCAAGGUAGAGAGAAAGGAAAUGGCGGAUGAGAAUAAAGAAAGGGAAGGAGACAAAAAGGAUGGGUUUGAACUUCUGAAGCCCACUUACGACAUCCAGACUACAUUGCAGAACCAGCCUCAGAGGCAAGAAGUCAGUUCAACAUACAAUUCAAGAAACACUGUGGAGAACUCCCUACUUACUUGUCAUGACAAUGGACCUAAACAACUGGGAGAGAAACGAGAAGGCAUCAAGCCUCAAGAAACCAUCAAAGCUCCCCACCAAUAUGUUUCUGUGCCUGUCAGAGAGAAACUAUCCAGCUUCAUUUCCAAAGGACCAACAGAAGCCCUGCAGCUUCCAGAAUCUUCCGUGAUGAGUCCUGUGGUGUCUCCAGUUGCUGUCAUCUCAAAGCAAGGACCAACAGGAACCCUGAAGCUUCCAGAACCUUCUGUGAUGAGUCCUAUGGUGUCUGCAAAAAGUGCUGUGGUGUAUCCAGUUGUUGUCAUCUCAAAGCAAGCAUCGAGGAUAACCACAAAACUAACCUACAAAUCACCUACCGAGCCUCAAAACUUGACUCCUUACCCACCUAAGCCUCCCCCACCAUCACCAGAGGAUCCUCUACCACAACCAGACCUUUGGCCUUCUGUAUGUCCACCAAUGAGGGAAUGCUUCCUCCCAUUGGCCAGCAAAUGUAAAAACAUCAGAGACAUAGCACAGGUACGCCUUGAUCGAAAAGUCUUAGAAAUCUACAAGAUGAAAAGGUAUGGCACCAAAAACUUGUCACACCCUGGAAAGUGUUCCACAAAAACAGAACGCUUUCCUGCUUCUAAGGGUGCCUACUCCCAAGUUCAGACUAAUACUGGCGGGCUGCAUCUGAACGGUGGACUGUAUCGCCGUCCUGAUCUUCGGUCUAAGAUCUCCACUAUUCCAACUCAGCCCACAAGUGUUAGCGGUCUUGAAUGGCCGAGCGACCAACUGUUUUCCGAUUUAUCACCACAAUUUGCACAAACUAUCCUUCCCACCAAAGACCAAAAGGGCAACAUUUCCAUGCCUGACUGGAGGAAGAACCUGUACAAAGGUAUUGUUCUCCAAGGUUUCUGUUCUCAACGGGGAGCAAGGUUAGCCGCUAGAGGGCAUCCAGUCAAGUUUUCCAACGCCAGACAACCCGCUGAAACCAUCCCAUCACUGCAGCUUGGCCAGGCAGAAGCACAUCAGAGGGUGGUGCAGGAGGUUCAGAUGAAAGACACCCGAGAGCCUGCCUCCUUUAAGGACCACUUUGUGAUCCCAAUGAACUCCCAGCAGAGCUUCUUCACUUCCAAUCUCAGGGGGAAGACUCAGUACGGAAGGCUGCAGUUUGACUGGAUGAGUGGACAUGAUGAGGAAAAGCUGCUGUGUUUUUGCGGUUAACGAGAAAGACACUGCUCAACUCGUACCAUCCUAACAAUAAAAUAAAAUGUUGCAUCAUGUUUUCUACAUCUUGUAAGUGGAAUUUCAAACUACGGAGAUGGCGCUGCUGGUUUAGUUGGUCCUUCUCUUUGGUCCAGGCUAAAAUCUUACUCAUUGCAUUGAAUUGAUUAGCAUGAAGUUUUGUUUAGUUGGGUAGGGCUGGCUUAGCCGUUUUUUUAUUAUUAUUUUGAAAGUCCGUUGCCCACUGGCUCUGAAUACACAUACAGACAAACCAGGGGUCAAAGUAGGGGUGGGAUGUUGAUCAGUAUUGGCUUAGGAUGGGCGUCAUUACGUGUCUCAACCAAUGAGAGCAGACUGCUGCAGCGCUCACAUGAACCAA
Messenger RNA from Eleginops maclovinus (Patagonian blennie), 2293 nucleotides. RefSeq lists its product as uncharacterized. Bases 199 to 1914 code for a protein of 571 amino acids. Lineage: Eukaryota; Metazoa; Chordata; Actinopteri; Perciformes; Eleginopidae. The record is from RefSeq and is a predicted model, not a curated record. The transcript has 6 exons.